CGGGUCAGGUCCCCUGUCCCCGGUCCGACCCGAUCCGUUUGCAGCCCCACUUGAGAAAAGCGGGCACUACGGAGGAUAUCGUGGCAGAGAGACCAGUGAAGGGCCGACGAACAGAGUAGCGGAGGGUUGCAGAGAUGCCGUGCCUCAAUCUUUCUACCAAUGUCAGCUUGGACGGAAUCGACACCUCCGCCAUCCUCUCGGAGGCCACCAAGACUGUCGCCAAGCUCAUCGGCAAACCCGAAGCCUACGUGAUGAUAGUACUGAAAGGAUCAGUACCAAUGUCAUUUGGAGGUACUGAACAGCCAACCGCAUAUGGUGAAUUGGUUUCGAUUGGUGGCCUGAAUCCUGAUGUAAACAAGAAACUGAGUGCUGCUAUUGCAUUAAUUUUAGAAACAAAGCUGUCUGUUCCCAAGUCACGGUUCUUUCUCAAGUUUUAUGACACAAAGGUCCACCAAACUCAAGAAUAUGCACAAUGUUUGCAUGCUUUACAUCAGCAGUAAAUCAUGGUUCAAACUUUGGGUGGAAUGGUUCUACUUUCUAGGUUCUGUGCUUGCCUGGUCUGUUACAUUCAUCUGCUGGAAUGCAUAUGCUAUGAACAAAAUGUCUAUUAUGAACUUGAGACUUUAGUUGGUUUGGUCAGUUAACUGUGAUAUUUUACUGUUGAUCAUAUCUACUUGGAAGAACAUCAAGUUGCCAGUAUCGUGGUCAUCUUUAUCUGAACUAGUGGUGUUACUAAAUACAUAAAUACUGGAUUCUGCAUGAUUUCUAUUUCAGCUGAUUGUCUUUGUGAUUAUGGUAAA
Messenger RNA from Phoenix dactylifera (date palm), 800 nucleotides. RefSeq lists its product as uncharacterized. Gene Ontology annotation, molecular function: phenylpyruvate tautomerase activity. The record is from RefSeq and is a predicted model, not a curated record. NCBI's taxonomy places the organism in Eukaryota, Viridiplantae, Streptophyta, Magnoliopsida, Arecales, Arecaceae.